This is a messenger RNA of Eubalaena glacialis (North Atlantic right whale), 2646 nucleotides long. RefSeq names its product aminoacylase-1. The record is from RefSeq and is a predicted model, not a curated record. The transcript is spliced from 20 exons. Gene Ontology annotation, molecular function: aminoacylase activity. Lineage: Eukaryota; Metazoa; Chordata; Mammalia; Artiodactyla; Balaenidae. Gene Ontology annotation, cellular component: cytoplasm. Gene Ontology annotation, biological process: amino acid metabolic process. The coding region runs from base 712 to 2541 and encodes 609 amino acids.
CUGUUAUAGGUCGUAGGUUGGCAUCGCAGGCCGAAGAGGAUAGGGGUUGGAGUAAAAAAAUCUGUUUUCCGGAGCCGGAAACCGGAGCGCUGAGCAGGGAAAGGCUUUGAAGUUCCGGCGGGCGAGGGAAGCGAGGUGCUCAGCGCGCUGCCCGCUGGGGCCCAACGCACUGACGCCGCGGCCAGGGGCGCGGUCACCGGCGCCGCCACCACUCGCUCUGUUCACUCCGAGGACCUCGGUUGUGGAUCGCAGGGUCUGACAGGAGACUGAGCAAGGGUGGAGACGUGCUGGUGGAAAGAAGUCGGCUGGCCCUCCCCCGGCUCUCAGGCCGAAAACAAUCCGGAAAAUCUGAACCGGGGGAGAGGGGCGCGGAGCCUCUGUGCUUUGGGGCGCCGCCCCCAGUGCCCCCUCCAACUCGGCUGCUAGGCGUGGACCCGAGACCGCGGACUGCGCAGGCGCGCGGAGGCUCGCAGCCGCCCGCAGAGAGGCGGAGGCUGAGGCAGUGCUAGCGUCUAGGGGCUGUUUGGCGCUGGUUGCACCUGAGCGGAGCCCGCCCCGCGGUGGCAGACCCGGUCAUCCCUGUCGGCCCGUGUACUGUUGUCUAGUGCUCCAGCUGCCUGGGUUGCCAUAGCAACGGCUGAAGUCCCGUCCCUCCCUAUCGGGAGAGGUGCCCCAGGGCACCAGGCCCACCAGAGGAGAGGUUCAGCGCGGAUGCUCUGCCUGACUGUGGUACAGACCUCCAUGACCCGGUCCCAGGUCGCCCUGCUGGGCCUGGGCCUGCUGUUCAUGCUGCUACUGUACGUGGGGCUGCCAGGACCCCCUGAGCAGACCUCCUGGCUCUGGGGAGACCCCAAUGUCACGAUCCUGGCUGGUCUCACCCCUGGCAGCUCCCCCAUUUUUUACCGCGAGGUGCUCCCACUUCACCGGGCCCGCAGGGUGGAUGUGGUGCUGCUCCAUGGAAAGGCCUUUAACUCCCGGACGUGGGAGCAGCUGGGCACACUGCAGCUGCUGGCGCAGAGGGGCUACCGGGCCGUGGCCCUUGACCUCCCAGGUUUUGGGAACUCGGCACCUUCGAAGGAGGCAAGCACAGAGGCAGGGCGGGCACAGCUGUUGGAGCGAGUGCUGCAGGACCUAGAGGUGCAGAAUGUCGUGUUGGUGAGCCCUUCACUGAGUGGCUGCUAUGCCCUGCCCUUCCUGAUGCAAGGCCACCACCAGCUGCAUGGAUUCGUGCCCAUUGCACCUGCCUCCACCCAGAACUACACCCAAGAACAAUUCCAGGCCGUGAAGCUCACCACGGCAGGGCAGCGCCGCGCCAUGGCCAGCAAGCGUCGUGAGGGCGAGCACCCAUCCGUGACGCUCUUCCGUCAGUACCUGCGCAUCCGCACCGUCCAGCCCGAGCCCGACUACGGGGCUGCCGUGGCCUUCCUUGAGGAGAGAGCCUGCCAACUGGGCCUGGGCUGUCAGAAAGUGGAGGUGGCAGCUGGCCGUGUGGUGACUGUGCUGACCUGGCCAGGCACCAACCCCAGACUCUCUUCCCUCUUGCUCAACUCCCACACCGAUGUGGUGCCUGUCUUCAAGGAACAUUGGAGUCAUGACCCCUUUGAAGCCUUCAAGGAUGCUGACGGCUACAUCUAUGGCAGGGGCGCCCAGGACAUGAAGUGUGUCAGCAUCCAGUACCUGGAGGCUGUGAGGAGGCUGAAGGUUGAGGGCCACCAUUUCCCCAGAACCAUCCACAUGACCUUUGUGCCAGAUGAGGAGAUCGGGGGUCACCAAGGCAUGGAGCUGUUUGUGAAGCGGCCCGAGUUCCAGGCCCUGAGGGCUGGCUUCGCCCUGGAUGAGGGCCUGGCCAACCCCACUGACGCCUUCACUGUCUUUUACAGUGAGCGGAGCCCCUGGUGGGUGCAGGUCACAAGCACCGGGAAGCCAGGCCACGGCUCACGAUUCAUUGAGGACACAGCAGCAGAGAAGCUGCACAAGGUUGUGAGCUCCAUCCUGGCUUUUCGGGAGAAGGAGAGGCAGAGGCUGCAGUCAGACCCUCAACUGAAGCAGGGGGCCGUAACCUCCGUGAACCUGACUAAGCUAGAGGGCGGUGUAGCCUAUAAUGUGGUACCUGCCACUAUGAGCGCCAGCUUUGACUUCCGCGUGGCACCAGAUGUGGACCUGAAGGCUUUCGAGGAGCAGCUGCAGGGCUGGUGCCAGGCAGCUGGCGAAGGGGUCACCUUCGAGUUUGCUCAGAAAUGGACAGAGCCCCGAGUGACAUCUACUGAUGAUUCAGACCCCUGGUGGGCAGCUUUUAGUGGGGUCUGCAAGGACAUGAACCUCACCCUGGAGCCAGAGAUCUUCCCCGCUGCCACAGACAGCCGCUAUCUUCGCGCGGUGGGGGUCCCAGCUCUGGGCUUCUCACCCAUGAACCACACACCCGUGCUGCUCCACGACCACGAUGAACGGCUGCAUGAGGCCGUGUUCCUCCACGGGAUCGACAUAUACACUCGGCUGCUACCUGCCCUGGCCAGCGUGCCCACCCUGCCCAGUGAAAGCUGAGCCCUGCGCUCUCCAGCCUCUACCCCUGACCAGUGCCAAGGACCCUUCUUCCCUCUUGCCCAACAAUAAAGUCUGUGUGGACAGGGACCACUUCUGAAGUACUAA